GAUAAAAAAUAUUCUCGUCGGCUGUCGUGUUAUUGUGCAUUUGUGAUGUGUGAUACCUACGCAAUAAUUUAGUGAAAUUAAAAGAACAAUUGCCUUUGUAUGGAUUCUGUGUGGUUGGGCCAAUGGAUACCGAUAUUUUGAUUGAAAGCAAGGACUGUUUAUAUGGUGAGGAUUUUCUUGAUCAGUUGUUAUCAAAUGACUACAAAUGGUCGUCACUGUUGGACGCUACGGACGCGUCGCCGAGCGAGAUCCUGGCUGAUGCAGCACCAAUCCUGGUGCCGCCCAUAUCACCGAUCUUGAGUAUAAAGUCGUCUACAAGUAGCAGUAACUCAGACUCAGGCAGUGAAGAUGAUUCUAAAAACUCCAGCAGCACUUCUGCAAGACAGUCAUCCCAAUCCCCUUUUGAUUGGACUUCAAAUUUCAGUGAGGAACCUUCCAGUAACCUUAAUCUGGAAGAUAUUGAACUGUUCCUUCAAAAAACUGCUCCGAGCCCCGAAAACCCAUCUUUACACAAACCACAUAUUAAUGGAAAAUCUCCUGAAAGAAAUGGGCCAGUCAUGGCUAUUGAAAAUGGUGUUAUUAAGGGCAUUAAAAUGGAGAUUGAAGACUGUGAUAGUGAACUAAGCAAUACAUUUUCCAAGUUACAAAGAGGUAAUGGUUACCAACAAAAUUCAUACUUCAAAGUGGUUAAUGAAAACACGAAUAAUUCGCCAAAUGAUAAGCAAAUAGUUGUGAAUGGCCAGAUUCAGUUGAUAGUAGAACAAAAGAAAGUGCCCAGUAUACUUAAGAGGAAUUCCAAUGUAGUUAGUAAGCCCAGUAUUGUGAUCCCGGCGGAGAGCACAAAGGGUGGGAAGAUUGCCAUAUCGCCGCUGACUCAAACCAAAUUUAAUGGUGCCAAGGAUAUUCAACUGAAGGUUACCUCACCUAGAAGCAAUGUAAUAAUCAACCAUAAGCCGGUAGCACAAAUGAAUGGUGUAAAGCCACAGAUAGUACAAAACCAUGUGAUACCUCAAAAUCCAGAUAAUGAAUGUCCAAAGAGUCCCACAUUAGACCUCUCGAACUUCAGUGAAGCUGAAAUCAGAGCUAUUAAGAAACAACAGAGGAUGAUUAAAAAUCGGGAAUCAGCAUGCCAGUCUCGACAGAAGAAGAAAGAGUAUGUGUCUGCCUUAGAGCAGCAGUUACUUGAAGCACAACAAGAGAUAGCGAGGUUGCGACUUGAGAAUAAGCUGUUGAGAGACCAGAUUGAAACUGGUGGGAGAAGUCGAAAGAUGCCUCGACUCGACGCCUCACUUCUGAUACCUAAGAAGAAUAUAGCUGUUAUAUUUGCUAUGGUCUUUAUGGUAUCACUCAAUUGGAAUGUUUUAGGGUGGAAUGCAAAGCCUUUUGUCGGGCCCUCCACUCAACACGUAAGCUCAAGACAUCUACUAUGGUCAGAAGACGCCGCUGUAGAUAUUUCUAAUGAUGACCUAAGCAACGGGACAUACGUAACAGACUGUCAGAAUGCUACAAUGAAAACGACAGACUUCGUGAAUAUAAAUCAGACUGAAAGUAAAAGGUUAGCGGGAGAAUUAAACCGGUGGAUCGGAGGCGGAAAGACGUUGAACUGGACUUACGAUGUGCCGAGGAAAAAACGACAAGCUUAUUUGAGUGAAGAGAAAAUUACUGGUGGCUUAUUAGAAACCUACAGGUUAUUCAAUAAACUCCACCUAGACGGCAAUCUAGUAGACUUCCCCAGUAUAAGAAGCCAAUCGAAAACUGUCAAAGACAAGUCACGUUUGCGGCGACUAAGGAGGAAUAAAGAGAUAGACUUUGCUGAAAAUGCAGUCAUAGACUACGAAACUCUUUAUCGGAAGCCUAUGAGGAAGAGUGUCAAUGAUUUUAAUAUGGAUGACUUGGGUGAAUGGAAUGCCUUGCUUCAAGCACUACAUAGGCGCGAUGAUACCUUCUAUAUAGUUGGGUUCGGGAAAGGCGAACAUCUAUUGCUCCCGGCUGUAUCACAUAAUGUUACCAGGCCACCGAAAAUGGCGCUCAUUCUGCCAGCAAGGAGUGGUAAUGAUUCCGUGAUGAAUGACCAUGUGACUCUUAUGCAAAUUGAUUGCUCAGUCGUCAACACAACGCUAGUCAAGUUGAAAUCGGAUGCACUGCCCGAAAGUUUAAGAAAGCCACCUUCAAGUGAGCAGGAAGAGAAACAGGAAAACUCUACUACUUAUUACAAAGCAAAUAAGGAGAACAUUGUUAGUAAUCUCUUACAAAAUUCUAGUAAUAUAUCAAAUAAUAAUAAUUCUAAAAGUCAAAAUGUGUCACAUAAAGAAGUAGAUGUAGGCAAAGACGAUUCCUUUGCUCAUUACUUGUUUUCGAAAUACGAAAACACUAAAGAGGCGCCUAUGAAAAGGCCGCGUAACAAUAGCUAUAGGAAUGUAGAAAAACAAAUUGUUAAUAACAGUUUAAGUUCAACGUGAUUGUUUAAGUACGUCCUGAUUAGAAUAUGUAUUGUGUUACCUGUCUUAUUUGUUAAUAUCAAUAACGUAAUGAUUAAUUGUUAUUGAACCUUCAUCGUAACACCCUUAAAUUAAGUUAUCGAAUGCGUCAUAAAAAAUAGAAUAUUCUAACACAAAAAAUUACAAAAAUUAUAAUUUUAUAAAUAUCCAAUUAGAUUAUCGAUAUUUUGGAAUGGAAAUAUAACAUCAGCUUACACUACCAGGCUGACUAUUAGGUGUACUAAGAGAUUUUCCAUUAUCAAAAAUUGACUAUGGGAAAUGUAAAGGAUGGAUAGGGCGAGAAAAAAUCAUUUUCCUGCUUUGAGAGUAACUUGGGAUUUGGUUCUCUAAUUAUUCCUUUGUUGACUCUUCCACAAUUUGUAUUCAAAUAAGAAUUUAGUACCUUUCAUCAUUUCCGUUAACUAUUCAUAAAAAUAUAGUUUAAGAUAUACUAUGUAAUCGAUCUCAGUAUGAUAUGUCGAAACAAUAUUUUGGUAGAAAAAGAUAUUCCUGAAAAUUUACUGUAAAUACAAAAAAUAUUUAGCUUAGUUUUGACAAACCUACUUAUAUUGAGCCAAAUGUAAUAUAACGGCGUGGGCUGUGUGUAAGAUAUAUUUUAAAUAGGUUUGUUGUAAAAUGCAAUAUUCCAUUUAAUUUUGGUUUAUGAAUUAAUAAAAUAAAUUAUAUUUAUAAUUCAAGGCUAGUUAGUUUUGGCGACACGACUAAUCGGAACUAGCAGCACUUUUGUUAUGUACUCGCCAAGUUGAAAUGAGUUAAUAUAAUAUUAGUAUCUUUAUACUUAAAAAUAUUGUAUAUUUAAAGAGGUACUUGUAAUCAGUUGCUAGUAUGGUUCACAAUAUAAAUGACCCGAAAUGCUGAAAAUGUACUCAGCAAUCAUAAUUAGCAAACCUUGCCUAACCAGCCUUGUCUGGCAGGAAAGGCAACUUGGGAUAUUUCAUAAUAAUUUUGGGAUUUUCAAUUCUAGUUAUCUUAAUGCUGCUUCUAGGUUCUCGUUUUUUGUUGUUUUAUAUUUCCUGAAUUUUAAUCUAAUGAGAAGUGUUUAAAUACCGGUUGACUCUUUCUUACUUUUUAAUCCAUUAGGGACUAUAUUGUUGAGUCUGUUUUGUAACACUGAAGACACCUGUACUUUUGGUAUGAGAUUAGCUGUUAAUUUCAAAUGUUAAUUAUAUUAUUACGCGUUGGCAUAUUUAUUAAAACUUAUCACAAAAUAACGACGUACUAUGUACAUUAUUUUAUCACUUGUUGUUUUUAAUUCAUAUGUUGAGUUUAUUUCACGGGAUUUAAUUUAUUCACAUGUUUUAUGUUUUCAGUAUAUAACGCACUUUUUGUAUUUAAAAAUCGGACUGAGUAUUGUUUUUUAUUCCGUGAAUCAAUUACUCGGGUUACAAUAAAUUAUAUACAUUUUUAA
Messenger RNA from Helicoverpa armigera (cotton bollworm), 3906 nucleotides. RefSeq names its product cyclic AMP-dependent transcription factor ATF-6 alpha (gene Atf6). Gene Ontology annotation, cellular component: nucleus. Lineage: Eukaryota; Metazoa; Arthropoda; Insecta; Lepidoptera; Noctuidae. The record is from RefSeq and is a predicted model, not a curated record. Bases 123 to 2459 code for a protein of 778 amino acids. Gene Ontology annotation, molecular function: RNA polymerase II cis-regulatory region sequence-specific DNA binding; DNA-binding transcription factor activity, RNA polymerase II-specific. Gene Ontology annotation, biological process: endoplasmic reticulum unfolded protein response; regulation of transcription by RNA polymerase II. The transcript has 13 exons.